This is a messenger RNA of Caenorhabditis angaria, 1782 nucleotides long. Lineage: Eukaryota; Metazoa; Nematoda; Chromadorea; Rhabditida; Rhabditidae. The record is from the annotation of a GenBank genome assembly.
AUGAGAGUAGGUAUACUUCUACUGAUUUCCUUCGUGUUCUUUCAAAAAGCUUCAACAUCUACAUUUAUGAUAACUUGGGGAAAAUUGGUAGAUUCUAGUGGAUGUGAGGAAGUUCUUCAGACUGAUGAUUGUUUUGGAACCUGUGAGAAUGAAACUAGUUGUUUGGUGAGUUAUAGAAUAUUGAUCAUGUUAGCUUUAACUAUUCUCUACCUAACAGAUUGCUCAUGUGAAUGAAACAAUUUGUUACAAUUGUGGAUCUUUGUUCUCUUCCAAAAUUCAAAGUUUGGAUAAAUCUCAAGCAAAUGGAAAUAAAGUUGGUUUCAAAGCUGUGGAAAAUAAUGAAUGUCCUGCUUCUCCAAAUUCUUCAUUUGUGUUAGAAGAUUAUAAUUUGGUAUAUUCUGAAGGUUAUUGGCAACUUGAAUCAAAUACUGUAACUACAACAACUACAGAAACUACUGUAACUACAGUGCAAAUAACGUGUAAUGGAAAAAUAUUCAAUCGAAAAAAUGGCAAUUGGUGUAUGAGAUAUUUAUAUGACGGGAGGAGUUGAAUUUGAUGAAUCCCAAACUCGUUGCGCAUGAUAUUCAAUAUCGCCAACGGAACGCUCUCCGGAAUUGAAUCAUCUGAAGAGUGGCAAUAUAUCGUUGGUUAGUCACUAGAAAUCUGAACACGCAUUGAAAUAAACCUAACAAGGGAACCUUUUUUACUCCACACUUCAAAUCAUGAUGAAAUUUGGUCCAUGGACAGCUUUUGGGACCAUUAGAACACCCUAAAAAUUUUAGUCUCUCAAUGGACCUCUGAGCCAAGUUCUGGGCUCUCAAAAACUCAAAAAAGACCUAAAAAUGGUCAAAAAAGUCAUCAUAGCUUAAUUUCAAAAUUUUUUUUGGAGAAAUAAAGUUUCAGAUAUUGAUCAGCAUAGUCGAUUACCUAAAAGUACAUCAAUAAAAAAUAUUUUUUCGAAAAAUUUUGAAGUUUUUUAUUUUUGGUCUGAAAAUUCAUGAAAAUUCGUAUGUGCCCCUGCUCAUUCUUUUUUCCAAAAUCAAAAUUUUUUCUGAAAAUUUGCUUUAUUGAUGGUUUUUGGGUAAAUCGACAACGCUGAUCAUCAUCUGCUACUCAGUUUUUCAUAAAAUUGAUCGAGAAUUGAGUUAUGACGUAUUUCAUGAGCCAAUUUUCGCAAUUGUUGAACUUUUGAGAGCCCAAAAUUUGGCUCAGAGGUCCAUUGGGAGACUAAAAUUUUUAGGAUGUUCUUAUGACCCCAAAAGCUAUCUAUGGACAAAAUUUCAUCAUGAUUUGAAGUGUUGAGUGAAAAAGGUUCCCUUGUAAAUGUUUUCACAUGAUUACCAAUUUCAGGCACAAACCGAAUGAAUUCAAUUGAUGUUCGUUGUUCGGAGUCCGCUGUGUGGAUUGGUAUGAAGAGACGAUCAGAAUGUGUUGGAGACAAUUGGAAUUCAACCGAUGUAUGUACUUCUAAUGGUUAUGAAUGGACUGAUAAUUUUACAACUGGAACGGAUAUGAUGAACAAUUGGUUUAAAAAUGAAUCGGAUUAUUCUGAGUGAGCAUUGAAAACCCAAAAGAGCCGUGGAAGAGAAAAGAGAAAUGUUUGGUUUUCUAGGCCAUAUUGGUUCUCUUCCAAAAUUUCGGACUUUAAAUUAAUUUUUUAGUGAGAAGAGAUGCGUCGUAUUGAUGUUGGAUAUAGAUAACUCGAUUUCUGGACUCGAUAAUGUCAAUUGUGAUGAUUUGUCGACGAGGGACCAACAUAGUGUUUGUGGACACAAAAUGUGA